This is a messenger RNA of Cylas formicarius (sweet potato weevil), 2985 nucleotides long. Its product is annotated as leucine-rich repeat-containing protein 49. The coding region runs from base 129 to 2888 and encodes 919 amino acids. The record is from RefSeq and is a predicted model, not a curated record. NCBI's taxonomy places the organism in Eukaryota, Metazoa, Arthropoda, Insecta, Coleoptera, Brentidae. The transcript is spliced from 8 exons. Gene Ontology annotation, molecular function: protein binding.
ACUUUUGUUUUAUUAGUCAUGUAAACAAUUAUUGGUGUCACAAAUGUCACAAUUAAAAUGGUAUAUAAAAUUCUAAAACGGUAAUGUAAGUUAGAAGUCUUUGUAUUCAUCUAUGGGAAUGAAUUUAAAUGCCCACUAGCAGCUCUGUUGCUACAAUUGACAAGAAGAAAGUUAUAAAAACAGUCAAUCAGAAACGCAUUGAACAAAAUGAUGUGGGCAAGGAGCAAAAAUGUGUAGAAACGGAGAAGAACCUCCUAAAAAUAGGUCCCGCACUACCAACAAAAGAUAAAAGAUGCCCAUAUGUUCGUUCGCAGAGUACUUUAAGUUCUUCCACUGUAUCUAAGCUCCAGGAUCAUGCAUAUUACCCUAUAGUCACUUUACAUCCAAACUCUGAUGGAACUGUACAAGUAUCACGUACACAAAACGAAAAAGAAAAAUUUCCAGACAGAAUUAGCUUAGAUAGAAGGGGUUUAACCAAAGUUCCAAUAAUACAAGGCGAGCCUAAACUGAGAUUAUUGUCACUGCAGCACAAUUUAGUCAAUGAUUUAGAAUUACUGGUCAACCAAAAAUUUCCUGUUUUAGUUUUUUUAGACAUAUAUGAUAAUCAGCUAGAAGAAAUAAAGUAUUUGGAUUGUAUAGAAAAUUUAAGGGUAUUGCUGAUGGGAAAAAAUCGGAUUAAAAAAAUUGAAGGAUUGGAACAUUUACAAAAAUUAGAAGUAUUAGAUCUUCAUGGCAACAUGAUCAUUCAAGUUGGUGGUUUAUCUAAUUUAUUGGAAUUGAAGGUUUUGAAUUUGGCUGGGAAUCAAAUUCGAAGUAUUGGCCAAAAGGAUUUGCAAGGGCUAGUUUCUUUGCAAGAGCUGAAUUUAAGAAGAAAUCGAUUAAAGAAAAUACUUGGCUUCCAGGACACACCAAAUUUAUCCAAACUUUUUAUUAGCAAUAAUGAUAUUCAAAGUGUUGAAUGUAUAAGUAGCAUAGUAAAAUCCCAGAACAUCAAAGAAAUAUCUGUGGACAACAAUCCAAUAUAUUUAACAGCAGAUUGUGUGUCAUUUCUCGUAUCAUAUCUUCCAAAUUUGAUGAAACUCAACUCAAUGCAGAUAACAGAACAGGUAAGGAAAGCUGCUAUGGCCUGGAGAAGAAACAAAGAAGCAAACAAUCCUGCAUUUAUGGAUUUGACUAGUGAAGCAUCAAUGACUUUUAAAAGAGAGGAAGUUAUUUCUAAUGCAAGGACUAAUUGGGAACUUUUGAGGUCUCAAACAAAGUGUCUCACAAACACUGUGAAUGCUGUAGAUAAAACACUAAAAAAUCUAAAGCCCGAUUCUGAUUUUAUUUUAACUUCAUUGUCUUCCAACAAAUCAAAUCUAAAACCAACCUCUAAUAUUGCAUCCAAAUCCAAAUCUUGUCCAAAAUUAGCAUCAAAGGUUCCUCUGUUACCCAACAAAAAGUUUAUGCUACUCAAAACUCCAUCCCAGGAGACAGAGAGUUCUCAAAACACUUCCUCAUCAAAUACAACCAACAAUGUUGUAGUUAAAUUACCUCCAAUUUUGGUUCCAAUCAUAAGUAAAUUGGAACAGAAAGACUGUAGAGAAGAAGGCAUUAAAGUGUCCAGCAGUUUAUCAAGUAUAGGACCCAAUAUUGACAGCUCCAGUUCUCUAUUCAGUGGUGGUGAUAUGGUGAGAUCCAGUUCAUCUUUAAGUAGUUCCAAGCAUUCAGAUUUAGGAUCUGAAGUGGAUGAUGUAAAAGAAUUUGGGAGUGUUGAGAAAAAUGAGUUACAAUCACCUAUAACCAGCAAUACAUAUUUGGGAAUUAACAUUGAACAUGGAAACAACAGUAGUUGUGGUGGAUCAAGUAGUAAUAAUAAUGAAGAAACUUCGAGUAAUCUCUCUGCAAUUACCAGCAAUUCCAUUCUGAGUGUACAAAGUACAUCCUCAAAUGAUAAGAGUAGCACAAAAUCUACUACUAGUGUCAGAAACAUUAAAAGCGCGGUGAAUGGGAGACCAUUGCCAAAGUCUAUUCUACCAAGAGCAUCGACCGCAAAAAUAAAAAAAACAAAUUCUCCUGGGUUGCCAAAGGAUCGGGAACAAGGAGGAGAUUAUUUGAUAGAAAUAUGUGGCAGACACUUAAAUGUGUUUGGUCAGGGAGCGCUAAGAUUUAUUGACAAACCGUGGAAUACUAUGAAAGCAAAUGACGUCACUACUGUUAAGUUUAAUUAUGUCAAUUUUAGUAGUGUAACUGGCUUCCUGAACAAAGUAAAGUUGCGUUUUCCAAAUGCGGAUCAUUUUGUAUUUAAAGAAACAAAUAUAAAUUAUCUGGGGCAAUUGAAUGCUCUAUCUGAAGUACAGGGUUUAACAGCUUUAACUAUUAGUCCAGAAGGCAACCCAAUUUGUGAGAAAGAAUGGAAGAGCUAUGCAAUAUAUAGACUCGGCCACUGGGGACUUAAAAGGAUAAAUGAUUUAGAGAUUUCUAAUGAAGAUACAAAAAAUGCAAAUGACCAGUAUCAAAGUUUGAGUGACUUGGUUUUAUGGUCUCUUCCUGAUGUUUUAUUACAACCAUUACUAACUCGAUUAAGAAUUGAUGUCCAUCAUGGUAUCACUGAUGAAAGUGCUAAAAAAUGGAUAGGAACUGCAGAUACUGAAUUGAGAAGUGUUGUAAGUAAGGAAGCCUUGCAGUGCAAAAAAGGAUCAAUUUCUCAGGAUGACAUGGUGAUGAGACAAAAGGGUAAGCAGCAUAUUUCGGCCAUGCUAGAAGAAAUGUCAAAUGCAAUGAACAAGUUAGAGAUUUUAGAUCAACAGUGGCCUUCCAUAAUGCAUGAGUUUGUUCAGAACACACUAUUGGACUACUCACAGUUAGAUAUGUAUAUGAAGCAAAAAAUUCAAGAACUGAAUAAAUGAAUACUCACUGCCUGACUAAAUUUAUCACAAACAUUUGCACCGAAUAUUAAAAUAUAUAUUACUAUAUAUUUUCUCUAAUUAUUGCUAUUGUUGAAAU